Macrobrachium nipponense is the source of this 819-nucleotide messenger RNA. RefSeq lists its product as uncharacterized. Gene Ontology annotation, biological process: DNA integration. Gene Ontology annotation, molecular function: nucleic acid binding. Bases 1 to 819 code for a protein of 272 amino acids. The record is from RefSeq and is a predicted model, not a curated record. Lineage: Eukaryota; Metazoa; Arthropoda; Malacostraca; Decapoda; Palaemonidae. The transcript has a single exon.
AUGCGAGCACCCCACAAAGCUUCUGACGUGGAUUUGGAGGACGACAUUCAAGUGGCAGUGGCAUGUGCAUCCGUUGCCACCUUGGACCCGGACAUCAUCGUGUUGGAUAAAGACUGCGUCAGGAGCGCCGCAUCUAAUGACCCAGUGUAUCAGCUUUUGGUUGCUAGGGUCACAGCGGGUGAUUGGCUCCAACAGAAGUCACAAGAAAUUUCCUGCCUUUGUCCCUUCUUUGGUGUUCAAGAUCUGCUAGCCAUCAACCAGGAUCUGGUGACAUACUCGGUGGACCAAGGAUGCAUACGUUUGUUAAUCCCCAAAGAUUUACGUCAUCAGGUAGCCACUAACCUACAUGCAGGACACCAAGGCCUCGACUCUAUGCUUAGAAGGGCCAGGCAGUCAGUCUACUGGCCGGGAAUAGAAGGAGACCUUCAGCAUCGCCAUGCCCAAUGCACUUCAUGUAAUAAACAUGCCCCUUCACUGCCUCCCAAAGAAAUGAUGCACACGCUGCCAGCAGAAUACCCCUUCCACCAAGUUGUCACAGAUAUGUUCCAAAUAGAAGGCAAUGUAUACAUGGUAUAUGCAGACAGACUAACUGGUUGGUUAGACAUAGCUCACUUCCCCUGUGGUGCCAUGUCCAACAAAAUAAGCAAUCACCUUCGAUCCUAUUUUUCACGUUGGGGAGCCCCAGAACAAAUAUCGACUGACAGAGGUACAAACUUAGCCAGUGAGGAGAUGGUUGCCUUUUUCAGGAGAUGGGGAGUCAAGGUCCGUCUGUCGUCAGCCCAGUAUCCCCAGUCGAACGGCAAAAGGUGGAGCCCUUGA